UUACUUCCGGGACCUGUGGUUUUGUAAAUACCCCGGAGCCUGGUGGGGGAGUCCCUGGGCGGCUCUAGCCCCCCCCACCCCCGGGAUCGGGGCCAUGGGGAACUGCCUGUCCUCCCAGUCGGCCGAUGACCUGUCCCUGCUCAACGAUUCGGACGUGGCCAGCCUGCCCGGGGAGCCCCCGCCGCCGUACCAGGAGAGGGAUGCUAUUCCCGUGUAUCACCCCACACCCAGCCAGACCCGCCUUGCAACCCAGCUUACAGAGGAAGAGCAAGUGUGGAUAGCCCAAAGAAUUGGACUUAUACAGCAUCUUCCUAAGGGCAAAUAUGAUCCAGGAUCUGACCAUGCAGAGAAGAAGCUUAAAGAGUGUGUGAUUUGCAUGUUGGACUUUGUUAGCGGAGACCCUGUACGCUUCCUCCCCUGUAUGCACAUUUACCAUGUGGAAUGUAUAGACGACUGGCUAAUGAGGUCGUUUACCUGCCCUUCAUGCAUGGAGCCAGUGGAUGCUGCUCUCCUCUCAUCCUACGAGACACACUGAUUGGCUGUACACACAAGUACUCCAAAUCCAUAUUAACAACGGAGCCGCUGAGGCUAUUCCCUACUGGUACUGGCCAAUGAUGUGUGUUUAACUAUGGAAAGAUCAUCUGCAGAAGAUCACUGUUCUUCUAAAAGGCUUAGCAAUGUCAGUGUAUCUUCGUACAUGGAGGAGUGGAAUUGCUUCAGCAAGUCUGUAUCAAACAGACAGGAUGUGCUCUGGCUUACAGGAUUGAAUUCCCCAGCUUAAUGGACUGUACUUUUGCAGGCAUAAGGCUUUCUAAUAGCAAAUAUGUUUAAAGUAGUCCAUUUUGGUAUAUAACAAACAUGGAUACAUAAUAUUGCUGUUUUUU
This is a messenger RNA of Pelobates fuscus (common spadefoot toad), 884 nucleotides long. RefSeq names its product RING finger protein 11-like. NCBI's taxonomy places the organism in Eukaryota, Metazoa, Chordata, Amphibia, Anura, Pelobatidae. Gene Ontology annotation, cellular component: ubiquitin ligase complex. The record is from RefSeq and is a predicted model, not a curated record. Gene Ontology annotation, molecular function: ubiquitin protein ligase activity. The coding region runs from base 95 to 535 and encodes 146 amino acids. Gene Ontology annotation, biological process: ubiquitin-dependent protein catabolic process. The transcript has 3 exons.